CGGGGCGGGGCUUUGGCUGCGUCGGCCGCGUAGCCCGCGUGCGGAGCGGACCCUGCUGCGGCCGUUGGCCGUUGGCGCGGCUUCGGCGGUUGUCUUGGAGAAGCAAGAUGGCGGCGACGGCGGCCGCAGUGGUGGCCGAGGAGGACACGGAGCUGCGGGACCUGCUGGUGCAGACGCUGGAGAACAGCGGGGUCCUGAACCGCAUCAAGGCUGAACUCCGAGCAGCUGUGUUUUUAGCACUAGAGGAGCAAGAAAAAGUAGAGAACAAAACUCCUUUAGUUAAUGAGAGCCUGAAAAAGUUUUUAAAUACCAAAGACGGUCGUUUAGUGGCAAGUCUUGUUGCAGAAUUUCUUCAGUUUUUUAACCUUGACUUUACUUUGGCUGUUUUUCAACCUGAAACUAGCACACUGCAAGGUCUCGAAGGUCGAGAGAAUUUAGCCCGAGAUUUAGGUAUAAUUGAAGCAGAAGGUACUGUGGGUGGACCCUUAUUAUUAGAAGUGAUCAGGCGCUGUCAACAGAAAGAAAAAGGGCCAACCACUGGGGAAGUUGCACUAGAUCUAUCUGAUGUACAUUCUCCACCAAAGUCACCAGAGGGAAAAACAAGUGCACAGACAACACCAAGUAAGAUACCAAGGUAUAAAGGACAAGGUAAGAAGAAGACAAGCGGGCAGAAGGCUGGUGACAAGAAGGCCAGUGAUGAGGCCAGUCAGAGUGAUACAAGUGUCCCCUUGUCAGAACCCAAGAGCAAAAGCAGCCUUCACUUACUGUCCCAUGAAACAAAAAUUGGAUCUUUUCUAAGCAACAGAACUUUAGAUGGCAAAGACAAAGCCGGCCUUUGUCCAGAUGAAGAUGAUAUGGAAGGAGAUUCUUUCUUUGAUGAUCCCAUUCCUAAGCCAGAGAAAACUUACGGUUUGAGGAAUGAACCUAGGAAGCAAGCAGGAAGUCUGGCCUCGCUCUCGGAUGCACCCCCCUUAAAAAGUGGACUCAGCUCCCUGGCGGGAGCCCCUUCUUUAAAAGACUCUGAGAGUAAAAGGGGAAAUACAGUUUUGAAAGAUCUGAAAUUGAUCAGUGAUAAAAUUGGAUCACUUGGAUUAGGAACUGGAGAAGAUGAUGACUAUGUUGAUGAUUUUAAUAGUACCAGCCAUCGCUCAGAGAAAAGUGAGAUAAGUAUUGGUGAAGAGAUAGAAGAAGACCUUUCUGUGGAAAUAGAUGACAUCAAUACCAGUGAUAAGGGCAGGCCUUAUGAAAAGAGGAGAGAACGCAGAGACGGAGGGUUUGUGAAGACGGAGGUAUAGAUUGGAGUGAUGCAUUCACAAGUCAAGGGGCACCAGGAACUGCAGACCCCACCAGAAAUGGGAAGCGAGGCUGGGGACGGUUCCCUGCACAGCCUCCAGAUGGAGCCAACCCUGACAGCACCUCGAUUUCAGACCUCUGGCCCCCGAAGAGUGAGGAAGUAGGUUUCCGUUGUUUUAAACCACCUUGUUUGUGGUACUUUGCUGAGGAAACGGACUCAGGGCUCAGCCUGUAAAGGGUGUUUACAGCAUGGGUCUGAAUGAUGCCCUCCAGAACCUGUGCCAGUGUGUGUUGAUGUUGGGGGGAGGUGGCCAGGCAGAGGAGCUUCGUGAGUCUUCUUACUAACCAGUGAAAAGCAACAAGGAAGAAACAGACGGUGCGUUCCAAAGUAAUUCUGGCCAGUGCUGCCUCUGCAGCUCUCUGAGUAAAAGCUCCGUAAAGACUGAAAAUCAGGGAACCUCACUCCUACCCUUGUGCCCAGUACUGAAGCUCGGUGCCCAGUACUGAAGCUUGGUGCCCAGUACUGAAGCUCGGUGCCCAGUACUGAAAAUCAUCCUUACAAUAUCAGCAUUGGCUUGCAGGGGUGUUACAUAUUUUUAAAUAUCAGCUUUAUUGGGAUAAUUUACAUACAGCAAAAUGCAUCCAUUCUCAGGGUCCACUUCAGUGAGUUUUGACAACUGUGUUCCAGUGUAACUGCAACCCCAAUCAAGAUCUAGAAUCUUCUACUCCCACCAGCUUCCCUGAGCUCCCUUCCUGUCAAUCCCUCCCCGUCUCUCCCUGCUCCAGGCAACUGCUCACCUGUUUUCUGUGACUAAAUAGAAGAGGCUUCCCCUAGGGUUUUGCAUACUUGGAACCCUACGGAAGGCACUGUCUGUGCCUGCGUCUUCGCCCCGGCGAGCUGUUUCCAGAAUCCUCUGGGCGGUGGCCUCGCCUCCUGGGCUGCGCUGCGAUCAGCUGGGGCAGGCUGUGCUUCUCUUACCAACCCUGCUUCGGUGACACCGGGUUGUUUUCCUGACAUUGGCCGUGGUGUGAGUGUUGACCUCACAGAAACGGGCCCGGGCUACCAGCCGGGGCUGCGUUCUCCCAGAGCACUGGAGGAUACACAUCUGCCGGUUACACACUGGCCAUGUCUUUUCACAUUCAGAAUAAUUUCCUGAUCACUCUUCUGCCCAUAUGAGCAAAAGUCCAGUCUCCAUGAUUGCCCUGCCCCGGCCUGCUCAUAGCUCACCCUCCCGUAUCCCCAGGAAUCCCAGGAGCCCGCCUCGAGGGCCGCAUCCUGCUUCCAGGGGCAUCGUGGACAGAGAAAGGAAGCCUGAGGCCCAUCCCUGGCUUGACUGCGUGGGACGCAUUCUCCGCUGCCCUUGCUUCCCUCACACGGAGCCGAGAGCAGGCACGGAGAAGGGGCCAUGCGUGGUGACCCACUAGGGUUAGUUCAGAGCCUUGUGCACACAGACCAGAGGGGGUUUUCAAAGGAAGCUGACACCACCGCGAGCUGAGGGUAGCUGUUCUCACGCAUGCUCAGUGGCGCUCCCUGAGUGCUGAGUGCCACGGUCGGUGAGAGAGGAGCUUCCUGAUGAGCCUCAGACUGUGCUGAAACCAGCCGACUCUGCCCAGGAUCCUGAGUCCCGGUUUCCUGUUGACUCUUCCUUCCCUCACGACUUAUUUCCCCUGGGAACUAUCGAUGUUCUUUUGGCCAGUGGGCUUCCGUUGAGGCCAUCCUAAUCAUCAGAGAGGUUUUAGUCGAGUUAAACCUCAAAAGAGAAGGUGUUUCUUUUUUCCCAGGGGUGCCCUUGGCCCUGAUACAGAUUUAGCCACCUUCCCCCGAAAGCCUCAAAGUUUUGCAAACUCACAGCCAAGCAAAACGCAGCUGCAGUCGAGCCAGCCUCGAAAGGUCUUACAACUUUCUGCAGUGGCCAGCUUGUUCUCUGUUUCCAUGCCUUCCAGAAUGAAGAAGAUCAGUUCUAAGGUUUCUUACUAUUUCUACCAAGAGACGACCAUCGGCAUUCCACGGACUGCUCCUCUAGCUGUGCACAAUGCCUGUUCUUAUCGUUAUCACCCGCUUCGCGCCAGCGGUUCUCAAUACAAAUUCCUUGAGGUUUCACAGUCACAGAUAUGUUGUAUUUGUAGGGAAACAGAAGUGCUUCAGUGGAAUACUAUUGCUCUUUGUACAGAAACCUGACACCUAGUACUUCUGAAUUCUAAUCCUAGUUCCGUUAACAAUUGGCUUUGUAGCAGCCUAGAUAAGUCAAAUUAUUUCUCUGUGUAAAAGAAAAACCUAACCAGUAGCAGGGGCACAGUAGUCUAUGUGCCUUCCCUCUGGGCUUGUGGUUAGUCAGCAAUGGGGGCUUUGUGAACUGCGUAGACCAGCACCCCACAGUCUGUUUCAGUUCCAGUUUAUCCCAUUGUCUCACGUGAUCUUGAGUCAUUUAAUCAUUCUGUGCUUUUUCAGCCUUCAGUGUAACAAAAUAAUUUACUAAGCACCUAGCAACUUGGGGUUUGCUUGAGGUUGUUAUAUCUGAUUAGAUAUAUCUCUAUUAGAUAUUAGAUGUGUCUGUACAUGUAAAGUAUGAUACAUUAUAUCCCCACAAGCCAAACAGGCACACGUAAGGCCAGCUUAUAGCAUUGAGAUUUGGAAGACCCCUUAGAAGGUAGAUCAGUGACCAACAACUGGGCAAGAAAUUCCCUUGACAAUGCAGCUGCUUGAGUAGUUUCAGUUUCAGAGCUCUCCUGUGGCAAGUGAAUUAUUGGAUAGUAGUGACUUAUUCAUGUGUUAGAAAGUUCUUCUUUGGAUGAGCUGGUAUCUACGGAAACUUCCCUUAUUCUACUUUUGUCUCUGCACCUAGCAUAGUUCCUGGUACAGUAUAUAAUGAGCCCUUAGAAAAUAUUAGGGGAACUGAGAACAAGACUGUUUUCUUCCACACAGUAGCUCUGUAAAAUUUGAAGGGAGCUCUCAUGUUGCCCCCUAAUUUUCUCAUUUUGGGACUAAACACCCUCACUUGCUAUAAUUCUUUAUAGAGGGGUGUGGCCCCCGAUGUGUGGCUGUGGAAAGGCAUGGUCCCCAAUGUGUGGCCGUUCAGGUUGCAUUUCUGAAUGCAACUCACAUCACUUCUAAGAUAGGGUGUCCAGGUCUGGAAGAAAUGAUCCAUUUCUCUACUGAUGAGCAUAGCAAUCUGUGGGCCUGUUGCUGUCCACGUCUGGAAUCCCAGCUAAGGUGGAUUGAUGGUGCCGAUGGCCCCCAUGAAUAGGUUCCUGGCACUCCCAUCCUCUGGGAUGUGGUCCACAGCUCCUCCCAUUGCAGGUGGAGGGUCUGCUUCCCCACCCAAGUCUGCCUUGGCCUGAGACUUGCUUUGGCCAGUGGAAUGUGAGAAAAGUGAGGCUGUGCCAGUUCCAGUCUGUGCCACCAGGUCUCUGCUGGAAACCAGCUUCCAUCAUGACAGCAGGCUGGGGCUGGCCUGCAUGAGGGUGACAGAGCACAAGAGACACAAGACUUGUUCCUGCCAAGGCCAUUCUGGACCAGCCUGCACUGGCUGACCGACUGACCAGACAGGGAGUGUGCUGGGCCAGGUCACAGUGGCCCUAGGACCACCCUGGAGAUUUGUGGGCAAUGUUGAAUGGUUAUCACUGUGUGUCACUGAGGUUUUAGGGUUGUUUCUCCGGCAGUGUUGUUUUGGCAAUAGAUAAUUCAUACACCCUACUACCAGCACUGCCCAAGACUGGAUUAUCUGUGACAGGGACUUAUAUCAGACUUGUGACCUAUGACCUUCGUCUGAUCACUUUUAUGUAUACCAAUUUCCCUACCUGUGCCAUCCAACAUGGUAGCCACCAGUCAUGUGUGACUACAGAGUGCUUGAAGCAUGUUAGUCUGAAUUGAGAUGUGCUAUAAAUAUAAACUACACACCUGAUUUUGAAGACUUUCUACAAAAAUCUAAAUGAUCUCACUGAUAAUUUUUAUUGAUUACAUGUUGAAUGUAUUAUAUUUUAGAUAUAUCAAGUUAAAAUAAAAAUAUUUGG
Molecule: messenger RNA, 5304 nt
Organism: Gorilla gorilla gorilla (western lowland gorilla)
Lineage: Eukaryota; Metazoa; Chordata; Mammalia; Primates; Hominidae
Gene: CEP43
Product: centrosomal protein 43
Exons: 13
Coding region: 108-1295 (395 amino acids)
Biological process (GO): microtubule anchoring
Cellular component (GO): centrosome
Molecular function (GO): protein binding
Source: RefSeq, a predicted model, not a curated record